Molecule: messenger RNA, 3836 nt
Organism: Monopterus albus (swamp eel)
Lineage: Eukaryota; Metazoa; Chordata; Actinopteri; Synbranchiformes; Synbranchidae
Gene: ntrk1
Product: neurotrophic tyrosine kinase, receptor, type 1
Exons: 17
Coding region: 150-2369 (739 amino acids)
Biological process (GO): positive regulation of phosphatidylinositol 3-kinase/protein kinase B signal transduction; positive regulation of neuron projection development; cellular response to nerve growth factor stimulus
Cellular component (GO): axon; plasma membrane; signaling receptor complex
Molecular function (GO): neurotrophin binding; neurotrophin receptor activity; transmembrane receptor protein tyrosine kinase activity
Source: RefSeq, a predicted model, not a curated record
CGCAGUGAGGCUGCUAAUUCACUCUCCAUUAUCCACCCCCCCAGCCAGCGCUCAGACGAAGCCUGCUGCUAACCUCUGCCCAGGCAGGAGCCCAGAGGUUUUAGAGGUUGAACUGUGUGCGCAGUGUUUUCCCUGACUGGCUGCUAAAUAUGAAUGAUGUCAUUGAAAACCAAUCGGGCCUGGAGAAUAUAACAGAGUUUGAUCUUGUUAACUACAGAGAGCUGAAGAACCUCACGGUCACAUCAUGUAAGCUGAGACUCAUCUCUGCCACUGCCUUCCAGUACAACCUCAAGCUCCAGUAUGUGAACUUGGCAUCAAAUGCUCUGGAGCACAUCUCCUGGAGGGUGUUUCAUUUUCUACCACUGUUGAACCUGGUUUUGAGGGACAACCCUCUCAUUUGCUCAUGUGACCUCCACUGGCUGCAGCAGUGGCAGCAUAAUGAACGUGGCGACCUGGACAACCAAAUGUUGUCUUGUUUCUCUGAUGACCAGGAAGUACCCCUCAACUCUCUGGUGAUAGACAACUGCAGUCUGCCUGAGGUGACUAUUACCCCCUCCAAAGACAGGAUUCAAGAAGGAGGCAACCUGACAUUUGAGUGUCAAGUGACAGGAAAUCCCACUCCCACUGUGAGAUGGCGAACUGAGAAGCUCAACUCUAGCUUCUUUACCGAGGAGAGAGACUGGGGCUCACACUUGGAGCUGGUCCUUUACCUCACCAACGUUUCCUCCAAAGACAACUUGCGCAACCUGACUUGUGAGGCAGAGAACCAAGCUGGGCUCGGGGAUGACAUGGUGCAAUUGGACAUUGAGUUCCCAGUCAAAAUCAUCACCCUAAAAGAUGCUGAGCCGCAGCACCACUGGUGUUUCUAUUUUGCUGUGGAUGGCAAUCCUGAACCAACCAUCACCUGGCUGUACAAUGGCGAAAAACUGAUUGAGACCUUGUACGCAUACACCCAGUACAUCCCCGACUCAGGUGACGGAUCAGAGAAACACGGUUGUCUGUUCCUCAACAAGCCCACCCACAUCAACAACGGCCAGUACACUCUGAUUGUAGAGAACAAACUGGGAAGGGCUGAAGCCAGUGCCACCGGGAUGUUUAUGGAAAACCCCUUUGAACCACACAAUCCUGAGGGGAUAAUUCUUGUCGAUGAUGUGGAUCCAAUUCCUACAAACAAAUCCAACAUGGACGUUGCAGAGAACCCGGAGAGUCGAGUUUUCGUGGUGUCUGUGGCUGUGGGUCUUGCAGUGUUUGCCUGUAUUUUUCUUCUCAUUAUGGUUUUGGUUAUUAACAAGUGUGGCCAACAUUCCAAGUUUGGUAUUCACCGUUCAUCAGUUUUGGGUACAGAGGAUGACCUGGCUGUGUCGCUUCGUUUCAUGAACUUUGGAUCCAGCCCACCUUCCUCAGAUGAAGACUCUGGAUUAUCCAGCUUUGUAGAGAAUCCACAGUACUUCUGCGGCAUCAUCAAGGACAAAGACAUGUGUGUCCAGCAUAUUAAACGGCAGGACAUUGUGUUGAAGUGGGAGCUGGGUGAAGGAGCAUUUGGCAAAGUCUACCUAGCAGAGUGUGCCAACCUCAGUCCCGACAGCGACAAGAUGCUGGUCGCCAUCAAGACUCUGAAGGAUGCCAACGAAUCGACCAGACAGGACUUCCAGAGGGAGGCGGAGCUGCUGACGGUGCUCCAACACCAGCACAUUGUGCGAUUCUAUGGUGUCUGUACAGACGGAGAGCCGCUGGCCAUGGUGUUCGAGUACAUGAGGCACGGCGACCUCAACCGUUUUCUACGGGCUCACGGCCCUGAUGCUCGCAUCCUGGAGGAGUCCAAGCUGGCCCCUCUGGGUCAGCUCACUCUGCCCCAGAUGUUGCACAUCGCCGCCCAGAUCGCCUCAGGCAUGGUCUACCUGGCAUCGCUUCACUUCGUCCACCGCGACCUGGCAACCCGGAACUGUCUGGUGGGGGAGGGCCUAGUGGUCAAAAUCGGAGACUUUGGCAUGUCACGAGACAUCUACAGCACAGAUUACUACAGGGUGGGUGGACGUACGAUGCUGCCGAUCCGCUGGAUGCCUCCAGAGAGCAUCAUGUACAGGAAGUUCACUACGGAGAGUGACAUCUGGAGCUUUGGCGUGGUCCUCUGGGAAAUCUUCACCUAUGGCAAACAGCCCUGGUACCAGCUGUCCAACAGUGAGGCCAUUGAAUGCAUCACACAGGGACGGGAACUGGAGAGGCCGCGCACCUGCCCCAUGGAGGUGUACCUGCUGAUGCAGGGCUGCUGGCAGAGACAGCCCCAGCAGAGGAUGGUCAUCAAGGACAUACACAGCCGCCUACUGGCUCUGGUCAAGAACCCGCCAGUUUACCUGGAUAUCCUGGGCUAGAGGGGCCAAGAACCAAGCAGGAAGAGCAGGUCAGAGGCUGUUGAAGUUGGAGUGUUGAUUUGAUACUUCAGGUUCCUCAUGGCUUAGGUCUGAAAAUCAGAUUUUUCUUGUAUCUGUUUAAAGACCAGUAGGGUGGUAAAUUCACAUUUUCCCAGUUGCUGCUUUUCCAGCCUUGAUGCUCGACAGCCAGCACAAAUAAUCUGCAGCGACUUUUUUGCUUCAGUUUGGCCUCAUCCCAGCUCGACCCCAACUCCUCUGGAAACCUGUCAAAUGUUUACCAAGUGUUUAAUUUGAUCUGAAUUGUGAUCAGCCUGAUGGAGAGACGUGCAUUGAUAAGUGUUGAAGUAACAAUAUAUAGGCACUACGUUGCUGGGAACGCGAUUUGAGCUAAGUCCCUGCAGAGGUUUGGGGUCUGAGCUGUGGAACAUUUAUACGACUCCACAGCCGGCGCUUCUGUUGCAGGGCAAGAAAAGAAACGGAUGAUUACUGUUGUCUCCAUGAGUCAAAAGUGAAAACCAAUUUUACAGAUUUGGAUACAGCAAACAGUCAUUUGUACAGUAGAGCAGCUGACUUUGGAGAAGUUUUGAUAUCGGAGGUUAUUUAAAAGCUUUCAGUAAAUAUAAGAUAUCCGAGCUAUAAAUCAAACCCGUUGAAAGCUUGUUUGUGUCAGAUCCAGUGUAUCAUAGGAAUAUUUUUCAAAAACAAGAACAAAAUGUCACAUUAGUAAUGAAAGUAUCUCCAGGUAUAUUAACCAGUGUUUACAUGUCGUCUGUUUUGAUGUUAAAUAUGAUAAUCGAGUGAUAAAGCACCUCAGCCCCAUCAAGUUUACAGUUUGUGCUGGUAUCCCUGGAGCUCUUGAUCAUUUGAAGGAGGAUCACACACAUACUCUUUAUUUCAGUAACAGUCACAAAACAGAGACCCUGGGUCUCUGCAGUCCUCCUCCUUCAAAUGUCCAAUAUAUAGUAUUAAAAAAAAAUUCCAAAGAACUGAGGUUUGACCUGUGACCUGCCUGCAAGACUCAUUCAGGAGUGGCUUUUGUACAGAUCAGUGCUGUCUAACAUGCUGCUGUAGCCUUCGAAAUCAAAGCACUGCAGUGAAAUUUGGUAUGAGGGUAGUGGGGGGGCAAGAUGGUGGGGACGAGGUAACAGAUGGAUUAAAGUGAGCGAAACUCUGGGAUGAGAGGGACAGAUGGCACUGACACAGAGACUGGAAGUGAGGCCACCACCAUGAGGGUGGGACAAAAAAACAAAUGGGGCAUUUAGAGGGUGGUGGACUCCUGUGUACAAACCGCCGUGAUGCCUUCAAGUGUAAAUAUUGAAUGUACAUACUCUGUAUGAAUGUUUAAAAAACAUCAUGUAUUGUUACUUCAGCACUUUGUACUGUAUAUUGUUUGCCCUUGAAAAUAAACAGACUUGGUUAAAACCUGGCUACAGCCUGCGUAGGAGCGUCCCCCAGCAUCAGUCAAUC